UUUUGAUGUAAAUGCCGAGUUGUUAGAAGGGUAUAGCAAAUGCGCCAACCCCGCAGAGGUGGUGGCCUUUCAGGGAAAGUACGUGGAAACGGAGGCAGUUGAAAGUGCGGCCCGACGGGAGAUAGACCUAAAUAAUAUGGACCUGAUGGAUGCAGUUCCACUAAACGUUAAACGGGGUAAAAUGAGGAGUCGAAACAAAUGGAAGAACGAAGAUGGCCGCGAUGAAUUGGAAGAAGAGGAGGAGGAGGAAGAAGAAGAGACAAAGAAACAAUUGGCGGAGCUGGAAACAUCAGAUGAUGCAGAGUAA
This is a messenger RNA of Trypanosoma cruzi, 307 nucleotides long. RefSeq lists its product as uncharacterized. NCBI's taxonomy places the organism in Eukaryota, Euglenozoa, Kinetoplastea, Trypanosomatida, Trypanosomatidae. The annotation marks the transcript as partial. The record is from RefSeq and is a predicted model, not a curated record. The transcript has a single exon.